AUGGAUGGGCAGGCUACUGGCAAGUGGCGCGGCACGGCGAGCGGGGUGGUGAGCGCGCCCGUGGACCGCGUGUGGGAGCUGGUGUCCGCCACGUCUCGGCUGCGCGAGUGGAUGCCCAUGGUGGAGUCGUGCACCGCGGUGGCCGGCGAUGAGGGCGUGCCGGGCUACGUGCGCCUCGUGCGCGGCGGCCUCAUGUUCCCCCAGCAGCUGCAGCAGCAGGCGUCGUCGUCGUGGGUCAGGGAGAGGCUGGUGGCCAUGGACCACGCCUCCCGCUCCUACACCUACCUCAUGGAGGACGGCAACGUCGGCCUCGCCGGCUCUCGCAACACCAUCAGCCUCUUCGACUACGGCGGCGCAACGCUGGUGGUGUGGAGCUUCGAGAUGGAGCCGGUGGACGGCGCCAACCAGGACGCCCUGCUCGACUACCUCCGCAUCCUCUACAAGUCCUGCAUCGACACCAUCCCCGCUUCGGCCUGCUGCUAG
Molecule: messenger RNA, 483 nt
Organism: Miscanthus lutarioriparius
Lineage: Eukaryota; Viridiplantae; Streptophyta; Magnoliopsida; Poales; Poaceae
Source: the annotation of a GenBank genome assembly